Molecule: messenger RNA, 216 nt
Organism: Loa loa (African eye worm)
Lineage: Eukaryota; Metazoa; Nematoda; Chromadorea; Rhabditida; Onchocercidae
Exons: 1
Coding region: 1-216 (71 amino acids)
Source: RefSeq, a predicted model, not a curated record
AUGGGUAAAUGGGAAGAAAAUACACAUUCAAAAAAAGAAAAGAAUGACUCAUCGAUCCAUCUACCCGCUCAGACACCGUCACACAUAUACACAUACACACAUGCAUAUACAUACACACAUACAUACAUACAUACAUACACAUACACAUACACAACACACACACACAUACUCAACUUCCUUUCCGGAUUUAUCCAUCAACCUUUCACAUAUGCAUAA